UGUAUGUGGGAGGAGGCAGAGAGAGAGCUGGAGAAAAGAAGGGGCACAAGAAAGAAAAAGAGCAAGCAGGGAGCAAGCAGUAUGUGUGGUGUGUGAAGGAGAAUACAUCUGAAAUCCUGUGAGUGGUUUGCAUAGUUGCAGGCAGCCUCUUCACCAGCCUCUCCUGCGCUGCACAACCUGGGCUAAGGGACCAUGCAGCAACCCUGGACUCUUCCCUGGCUCUGUGCUCUCCUGCUGGGGCUGAUGGGGUUCCUGGUGUCGGGCUCAGACUUCCAGCAUCACAAAUACGAGGACAUGGUACGAGCUCUGUUUGCAGUGCAGAGCGAAUGCCCCUACAUCACGCGCAUUUACAGCAUCGGGCACAGCGUGGAGGGUCGCCACCUCUAUGUCCUGGAGUUCAGCGAUAACCCGGGCAACCACGAAGCAUUGGAGCCCGAGUUCAAGUACGUGGGCAACAUGCAUGGCAACGAGGUGCUUGGGCGUGAGCUUCUCAUCAAGUUCUCCCAGUUCUUGUGCGAGGAGUACCGAAACAGAAACCAGCGAAUCGUGAGGCUGAUCCACGACACGCGCAUCCACAUCCUGCCUUCCAUGAACCCCGAUGGCUACGAGGUGGCUGCCAGACAGGGUCCGGAGUUCAACGGUUACCUAGUGGGUCGAGGGAACGCCAGAGAAAGCGAUCUAAACCGCGACUUUCCGGACCUGAACGCGCUCAUGUACUACUACGAGAAAACCAAAGGACGAAACCACCAUCUGCCCCUCCCGGACAACUGGGAGCAUCAGGUUCAACCAGAGACUUUGGCUGUGAUUAAAUGGAUGCAAAACUACAACUUCAUCCUGUCAGCGAAUCUUCACGGAGGAGCCGUGGUGGCCAAUUACCCCUUCGACAAGUCGAGAGAUGGCCGCAUUCGAGGGCGGACCACCUAUUCGGCCACGCCUGAUGACAAGAUCUUCAGAAAGUUGGCGAGGACCUACUCAUACGCUCACGGCUGGAUGCACAAGGGCUGGAACUGUGGCGACUACUUUGAUGAGGGGAUCACCAAUGGGGCCAGCUGGUACUCGUUGUCCAAAGGCAUGCAGGACUUCAACUACUUGUACACCAACUGCUUCGAGAUCACUCUGGAGCUGAGCUGCGAUAAGUUUCCUCCGGCAUCAGCACUGCCGAGAGAAUGGCUGGGCAACCGGGAAGCGCUGGUUUCAUACCUAGAACAGGUGCAUCAUGGGAUAAAAGGCAUGGUGUAUGAUGAAAACAACAACCCCAUCAGCAAAGCAGAGAUCUCAGUAGCUGGCAUCAAUCAUGACGUGACCGCAGGAGUUGAUGGCGACUACUUCAGACUUCUGUUGCCAGGCACUUACACUGUAACAAUUUAG
Messenger RNA from Pundamilia nyererei, 1368 nucleotides. It is a transcript of the gene cpn1, whose product is annotated as carboxypeptidase N, polypeptide 1. Gene Ontology annotation, molecular function: zinc ion binding; metallocarboxypeptidase activity. The coding region runs from base 193 to 1368 and encodes 391 amino acids. NCBI's taxonomy places the organism in Eukaryota, Metazoa, Chordata, Actinopteri, Cichliformes, Cichlidae. Gene Ontology annotation, biological process: peptide metabolic process; protein processing. The transcript has 9 exons. The record is from RefSeq and is a predicted model, not a curated record.